Molecule: messenger RNA, 1848 nt
Organism: Megalops cyprinoides (Indo-Pacific tarpon)
Lineage: Eukaryota; Metazoa; Chordata; Actinopteri; Elopiformes; Megalopidae
Product: heterogeneous nuclear ribonucleoprotein A0-like
Exons: 1
Coding region: 73-996 (307 amino acids)
Molecular function (GO): RNA binding
Source: RefSeq, a predicted model, not a curated record
UUCAAAAAGGAGGAAAACGAAAGGAGAGAGAGCGUUUCGAAAUUUCGGGACAAGGUGUACGAGAAAGAAACCAUGACCAACCAACUUUGCAAGCUGUUUGUCGGUGGACUGAACGUACAGACCACGAACGAUGGCCUUCGUUCGCAUUUUGAGCAGUACGGCCAGCUCACCGACUGCGUGGUGGUUCAGAAUCAACAGCUACAGCGGUCCCGCUGCUUCGGCUUUGUGACCUACUCGACUGCGGAGGAGGCCGAUGCAGCAAUGGCCGCCAGGCCACAUGUUGUAGACGGCAACAACGUGGAAGUGAAAAGAGCCGUGGCGCGGGAAGAUGCCGGGAAGCCAGAGGCCCUCGCCAAGGUGAAGAAAAUAUUCAUCGGUGGCUUAAAAGAUGAUGUGGAGGACGAGCACCUCCGUGAGUAUUUCUCCCAGUUUGGCGCGAUCGAGAAGGCCGAAGUCAUUAGCGACAAGCAGACCGGCAAGAAGCGUGGAUUCGGCUUUGUGUACUUUGAUGAUAACGACUCGGCAGACAAAGCGGUGGUGCUGAAAUUUCACACGAUCAAUGGACACAAGGUAGAGGUAAAGAAAGCCCUCACUAAGCAAGAAAUGCAGUCUGCAGGUGGCCGAGGUGGCAGGGGGAGAGGCGGCCGAGGAAUGGGAAGGUCUCAAAAUGGCUACGGCGGGGGAAGAGGUGGUUACAAUAGCUAUGGAGGCGGCUAUGGCGGCUACGGGGGUAAUGAUGGCGGAUACGGUGGCGGCUACGGGAGUGGCGGAGGCUACGGUGGAGGUUAUGGAGGAAGCGGCAGCUAUGGAGCAGGGUACGGCGAUGGCUACGGUGGCGGAAAUGGCUACAAUGACUUUGGCAGCGGAUACGGCCAACAGUCAUCUGGCUAUGGGCCCAUGAAAGGAGGCAGCAGCUACUCGAGUCGAAGCAGUGGCCCUUACUCCCGAGGGGGCGGAGGAGGCUACAGCAGGGGAGGCUACGGAGGGUCCUACUAAGCCGGCUGUCUGAGAGACUGCGCCGGGCGGCCGUUUAGUCUCUCAUCCGCCAGUUAUAGCCAUUUCUUUGGACAUCAAACAGAACUCAAAACAGUCAAGUUAUUAGCUACUGCUGAGACACCUGGCAGAAUAGCGGACACUGAAACCUAAUCCAAAACGAAGACCUCAAGUGAUCCUAACAGGUAGGAAGACCCACACCCAGAAAACCUGACUCGCACGACCAGCUCUUACCAUAGGACAUGUCCGAUUGCAAGAAUGAUGAGCUAGCUGCUCAUUUCUUUGUCGUGACGCUGUUCCCAGUGUGAGACCAGCCUUUUUCUUUUAAAUUUUUUUUUGUAAUGUACACAGACGUUUGAGUAGCAGAGGUCUUAUGUCGACUGUUUUAGUUUUGUUUGUGUAACUGAUUUAUUUGCUUUUAUCUGUAUUUACGCAGUUUAAUCUGAAUUUCAUGUUCCCCUCGCGCAGCUUUGAAAUGCAGUGCAACAAUGUAAGGGGGUGUGAAGCAUGAAGUAGUUUUGGAUUUUGUUAUGACGGGCAGGUUCAGCUAUACGAUCUGUUUAUGGGGAAAGUAAAGUUUGUAACAAGUUUGCAACUUCAUUGUAAUAUUGUUCACUGCAGUCGAUGCAUGUAAAUUCAGAAAAGGCAUGGAAUAGGAGGGCGAUCAUAACUUUUGGCCAGGGUUUCUGCGUCGGAAAGUUGUCCCCUCUCUAGUAGCGGCUAAAAGUUUAUUACUACGUUUUCAAGCAACAUGCUUCCCAUGUACAUUGUCAUUGUGCAGUUACACCAUCCUAGCAUUGUUAAACAUUGAUAUGCAAUUGUAUGUUCCUUUUUAAAUAAAAAAAAAAAGUCAAA